Messenger RNA from Mycosarcoma maydis (corn smut), 1869 nucleotides. RefSeq lists its product as uncharacterized. Bases 1 to 1869 code for a protein of 622 amino acids. The record is from RefSeq and is a predicted model, not a curated record. The transcript has a single exon. NCBI's taxonomy places the organism in Eukaryota, Fungi, Basidiomycota, Ustilaginomycetes, Ustilaginales.
AUGGACAACGCCUUGCAGUCGCUCACCAACACGCUCAACGCCAUCAAUUCGCGUCAGGCGGAUGCUCGUAAACGCGCCAGAAAGGGUGCCCAUGCUACUCCCUUCACCUCGGCCGUCUUGAACCGCGAGCGUCUCGAGAUCUACACAUACAUCCGCGAUGCCGACCCGAAGACAGAGGCCAACCUCUUCUGGUACCCUCCUCCUCCACGAUCUGCUUCCAGCUCGCGUGCUGGCCCAAGUGCACACAGAUCGGCUCAUGUCCCAAAGAAUCGCACGAACACUGCAGAAGAUGCAAAUGAAGCCGACCUCCUGCUGGCUCCUCGUCUGCCAGAACCUCGCCACGUAGCUCCUCCCACUCCUUUGCGCAACGCAAUCAUCUCCAACAAGCAGUCCUUCCAAUCUCAGUCUCAGACUGAACAGAGUGUCGAUCCGCGCGUUCUGCUCCUCGCAGCUCAGCGCCUCAACGACACUUGCGGAAAGGGCUCCAGGACUCGCAAGCAUAUCAAGAGCCUCCUCAAGGCCCAUGCGUCCCUGAAUGAAACCAUCAAGAACCACGAGAGACAGAUUCGUCAAAGCGAAGCUCAACUACGUGCCACUGCUGAGGGCAAAUCCUUGGGCACAUCCCAGCUCUCUUCUGGUGACAUUCACCAUGCACGCGCGCAAACAUCUCAUUCAGGCAGCGAUCAACUCCAAGCGCAUCUUACUUAUGUACGCGAAAACAUUUAUAAAGAGGAGCUCGAGAUUCUCGCUCUUGAAGAAAUGAUCGAGGAGCUUCGUCAAGCUCGCUCUGAAUGGCAGAAACAAGAGCUUGACCGCCAACAGAAGGCGCAGGCUGAUGCAGAGGCUAGUAGGAUGCAUCCUCGAGAGCACACUCCCCAACGUGCUUUCCCGCGCGCCUCUUUGGCGAGAGCGCAAGAGGUAGAUGACGAUGCUCAGCAGUCGGUCCAUCGAGGGGACAGCGCCGCUGACCAAGAGCUGCCAAAUUCUCGCGAUAAGACUCUCGACACAACACAACAAUCCGAAGAGAAGCAGGAUCAAGCACAUGAGCAGGUGCAUCAGCAAGUCCUCACCCCGAAAUCGCCGGACGCAGUCGAUGAGCAUGAUCCAUCUGACGCUACGGUGGCUCAGCCGCUCGCUGAUGUCUCGAUCUCGAACUAUCUGGAUGAUCCAGCUGAUCUGACCAUUCAGCGUCCUCACGAGCUUGAGACUCACGAGCCAAUGCUUGCAGACGUCGCAGACACAUCUGCAGCCAUCGACCCCGUGCCUGUCCAGCCAUCCAUGGCUUCUCCUUCUCCACAACGCCAACCUUCGCACCUGCUUGUCACUGCCAACCAGAGCAGCGAAGAGCUCGAAAGGGUCACCCAAAAGGUCUGGGAGGUCUUCGGAGAUGCGCUCAGAUCCAUUGUGCCAGAGCGUGAGGCUGCCAACUACUUGGACACGCUUGACGCCUUGAAGUCGCUCAUGAGCGGCGGCCACGCAGCUAACGCCGCCGGAGACUACUCGGUCGGAUCUGUUCAGACUUCGUCCACCUUGUCCAGCGCUGCAAGCGAGACAUCAGCAGCCGUCGCGGCUCAGCUUACGCCCGAAGUUCUCAUGACAGCCUUUGUCAUCUUCCAAAUGCUCGUAUCCCCAGAGCCGCAUCGCAUGAACAUUGACGAGCUCAAGGUGCGCGGCCAUGAAUGGUGGUCUACCUUGGGAAUGCAGGUCUGGCUGCAUGCGCAAUCACACGACAGCAAUGACGUACCGAGUCGCGUAGAAGCCUUUGAAGAUGGGCAGAACUUGGCCAGGAAGGCCACCUACGGCAUGAUCUCCAAGCAGCUCUUCGCUAUCAAGCGACAGAAAGGCGUUGGGCUCGUCGGCUUUGCUUGA